UAUUUAUUGUGUGUGUGUUUGCUGAUUAAAGCUCAGGGAAGUCACCCAGUAAUUGUGAUGGAGAGUUAUGAUAACUUCAGAGGGAUUAAUCUAGUGUGUGAGUCCAGAGGCUGGAAACCUGAACCUGAGGUUCUGUGGCUGGACAGAGAAGGAGCCACUCUGCCUGCUGAACAUACGCUAAUACACAGAGACACUGAGGGCUUCGGUGUGAAACGCUGCAUCACUGUUUAUGAUUCUAGUGACUCCAACAGGUUUUACUGCAGACUUCUUCAAAAACAUCACAUGAUGGAGGCAGAGGUUAUCAUUAAUAGUAAAGUCUUUGAUGCUUGGAAGUGGAUUGGUGGAAUUUUAGGUUCAGCAUGCCUUAUUGCUGUUGGAUUGAUAUUUACUGCAGCGGUUUGUCACAAAAAAGGGAUGCAGAUACAGCGGCUGGAAUAUGAGAUGCAGAAAGAGAAGCAGUACACAGAGCUGCAGAGACAGAACAUGGAACAAGAGUUAGGAAAGAAAAAGCAGUAUGCAGUGGAUGUGACUUUGGAUCCUGAUACAGCUCAUCCAUAUCUCAUCCUGUCUGCUGAUGGAAAACAAGUAACACAUGGAGAUACAGAACAGGAUCUUGCUGAUACACAAAAGAGGUUUACAUAUUAUCCCUAUGUUCUAGGAAAGGAGAGUUUCUUCUCAGGGAGAUUUUAUUAUGAGGUGCAGGUCAGAGGGAAAACUAAGUGGGUAUUAGGUGUUGUAAGUGAGAACAUUAGCAGGAAGGGGGAGGUUACAAUGAAACCUCAGACUAGAUUCUGGACUUUGGGGCUGAGGAAUGAGAAUCAGUACAGGACUCAUGCUAAUACUGAUGUGCUUCUCACACUGAGAGAGAAUGUAGAGGUGGUGGUGGUGUUUGUGGAUUAUGAGGAGGGUCUGGUAUCUUUUUAUGAUGUGAAGUCCAGCUCUCAUAUAUACUCUUUCAUUGCCCAGUCAUUCACUGAGAAGAAACUCUAUCCUUUCUUUAGUCCUGGUUUAAAUAAAGGAGGUAAAAAUUCAGCACCACUGGUCAUCUCUCCUAUAAUUUCCUAUAAUCUUGUAUAUAACUGAAUAAAUUUCUCCUGUAAUUUAGACUAAAUGAAUUUUCGCCUUACAAAUUUAAUCCUCUGUUUUACUUCAGAUUUUAUUAUGAUCAAUACAAUGUAUUAAGUUCAGCUGCUGAUGUCUAUGUAGAUAAAAAAGGCACUGUUUAAAAAAAAAUGAAUAAAUCUGAUAUCUGCCAAUUGCUGGUGCAGGGAAGUGGUGGCUCAUCCGUUAAGGCAGCUCUUAGUUGCUGAUUUUUUAAUUAUUAUUUUUUAUUUGUUUGUUUUUUUCUUGUCUAAAUGUUUUUGAGAGAAAAAGCGAGAGAGAGAGAGAGAGAGAGAGAGAGAGAGAGAGAGAGAGAGAGAGAGAGACAGAGAGAAAACCUAUUCACUGUUACUGGUUUAGUGUACAGUGAUGUUUAAAAGUGUUGUCUCAUCGUCUUCACACGAAAACCCCACAUUGAGAGUUGUCUAAUCUAAUAUAAAUUGUGUAACUAACAGUCACCACACACAUGCUGAGCUACAUUUAAAUCCAAAUCCGAAAUCCAAAGUGAUUUUAGAGAGAGGAGGCUUUCACAGCUGUUAGAGCAGCUGAAAUCUCUGAUUUUGAAUUUGACUCACUUGUAUAAAGGAUAGUGAUUAUAGCUAACAAAACUAUCAUAUGUGAUUCUUACACAUUUACCUCAAUUUACUAUGAUGCUUUUAAACAAUUAUUACCAGUUUAUGAGGAGUGUAACAUUCUGUAGCACAAGCAUUAAUUUACAAGCCAUAACUUAGUUAUUAAAAAUGCUAACAUUACCCUACUGCUGAUGAAAGUAGUCAUUCUCUAAAAAUGUUAGAUAUUAAUCAACAUAUUUAUCCACACUUUGUUGGUUUCAUGUGAAAUUUUGCAUAGAUUAUUAAAUACUACUACUGACUUGUAUAGCACUAAAUUGUUUCAUGAAACAUACCUGAGAAAACUUUUGGUCUUUUAGACCAAAGAAUCGGGUGGGAAUUAAAAAUUUUCUACAAACAUACACAGGCUUUCUAGACUCAGAAUAUAAUAGAUUCUUGUCAUAUACACUAAAUUUGGUGUAUUUGGUGUACAUUUUGAUCCAGAAGAAAGGAAUAUUGUACGGCAACCUGCUAAAAAUUUGGGAAAUUAUGAAAUAUUAUAUUGAACUCAGCAAAUUGACCUGAUUUCACUUUAUGGCCACUGAAAUUUGUGCAAGUUGUGGCCUUGUAAAACCUGCAGAAUCUCAUGGCUGAGCAUUUCGCUAUACUGAUUUGAGCCAGAUUCAGACAAAGGUUGAUGUCAUGCCAUAGGUAGCAUAUACCUAUGGGUCUAUAUAUAACAUAGGUCCAUAUUCAACCUUAUCCUCAUAUCUUAUACCUUCAGUACAUUUAGCCAUACAACAGUUAUGAAUUAAAAAUAAGAAAUAGAUGAGAAUUUGGGAUUGAAUGUUUAUUUGAGAGAAUGACACCCAAGCACAAAGAAACAAAGCGGUCUGUAGGAGCAAAUUUUUGAGAUACGAGCAUCCAAGCCGCCGCCGCCGCCGCCGCCGAAACAAAGAUCCCCAACAACCACGUGUGCUCUGUUUCUCCCGCCUCAGCUUCCCGCGUCUCACUCGGUUAAAGCCGCCUUUCCACUGCACACGACAAACGACGGCCGAUAAACAGGAAGUCAUUCAUUUCCUAUGUAGAGUCUCAAAGGCACUGCGUGAGGUGCCGACCAUCUGCGUGAGGUGCCGACCAUCUGCGGAUCCGUAAUUUUCGGAUCCGUUUUGAGCGUUGGAUCCGUUAAAAAUUUGAACUUGUGCGACUACACCGCAUCUGAUAUGCCGACCGGACAGGUUUUUAUUAAAACGACCGGCAGAUGUUAGUGAGGAAAGAGUGACAAAAAAGGCAAAAACAAGUGAAGAAAAAUGCGAUGAAGAAAAUUAAGCAAAAUUAAUGCUGCACCAUGGUAUAAUAGUCAUACUCACACCCUCAAGAGAGAAACCCGUAACCUCGAGUGAAAGUGGAGAAAAACUAAAUUAGAGGUUUUUAGAAUUGCAUAUAAGAACAGUAUGUCCAGCUACAGUACUGAAUAGACAGGCUCUAAAAGCUGCUAGGGCUGAGCACCUGAGCAAACUCAUAGAAAAUAACCAGGCAGAACAAUCCCAGGUGUUUAUUAAGCACAGUGGCUAGAUAAAAAAACAACAGCAAUCUGAACACACUAUUCCAUCACAGUUCAGUAGUGAGGAUUUUAUGAGCUUCUUCACUGAUAAAAUUGAAAGCAUCAGGAAAAAAAUAGGUGAUGUUCAACAUGUGCGAGCACCUUGUGACCCAGUCUCACCUAAAGUUCUACACUCACAACUACAGUAAUUUAUAAGUACAGGACAGAAAGAGUUAGAUAAGCUUAUUACUACAGCUAAACCAACAACUUGUUCACUAGACCCCAUUCCAACUAAAUAACAGAAAGAAGUAUUACAUAAAGCUGGUGAGCCUCUUCUUAACAUUAUUAACUCAACGCUAUCUUUGGGUUAUGUCCCUAAAUCUUUUAAGUUGGCAGUUAUUAGGCCCCUCAUUAAGAAACCUAAUUUAGAUCCUAAUGAACUAUCAAAUUACAGACCUAUUUCACACCUUCCGUUUGUCUAAAAUACUAGAAAACGUUUAGUCUGUUCAACUGAGCUCCUUCUUACAGGAGAACAAUAUCUUUGAAGAGUUUCAGUCAGGUUUUAGGCCCCAUCAUAGCACAGAAACUGCACUUGUGAAAGUUACGAAUGACUUGUUCCUAGCAUUCGGACCAAGACUGUAUGUCCCUAUUAGUUCUCCUUGACCUUAGUGCUGCAUUCGACACUAUAGAUCACAACAUUCUCCUAGAUCACUUACAAAAUUACACAGGUAUUCAUGGACAGGCUUUAAGUUGGUUUAAAUCCUACCUGUCCAAUUGAUACCAUUUUGUAGAAUUAAACGGUGAAUCCUCCAGUUUAUUGCCAGUUAAUUAUUGGGUCCCUCAAGGGUCAGUCCUAGGACCUCUGCUUUUUUUUUCGAUAUACAUACUUCCAUUAGGGAACAUUAUUAGAAGACAUGGAAUUAAUUUCCACUUUUAUGCUUACAAUACACAGUUAUAUAUCUCAAAACCAGAUGAAAUAUAUAAAUUGUCCAAAUUAACUCGGUGCCUUAGAGAGAUAAAAGAUUGGAUGAGCUGUAAUUUUCUGUUGUUAAACUCAGAUAAGACAAAAAUACUACUUAUCAGUUCAAAAACCCGUAAACAGAAACUCUCACAAUUCAACUUCCAUUUAGAGGGAUGUUCUGUCACUAGUAGCUCGACAGUGAGAGACCUGUUUGUUAUAUUAGACAGCAACUUGUCUUUUGAAAAUCUUAUCGGCCAUACUACAAAAAUAGCAUUCUUUCUUCUUAGAAAUAUUGCCAACCUGAGAAACAUCCUGUCUGUAUCUGAUGCUGAGAAGCUAGUUCAUGCUUUCAUGACCUCUAGACUGGACUAUUGUAAUGCAUUACUAGGUGAUUGUCCUGCAUCUUUAAAAAAAUAGGCUACAGUUAGUCCAAAAUGCAGCUGUCAGAGUUCUAACUAGGACAAGAAAGUAUGAUCAUAUAACCCCAAUUUUAUCAUCUCUACACUGGCAACCUGUUAAGUUUAGAACUGAUUACAAACUGCUGCUACGAACAUACAAGGCUCUUAAUGAUUUAGCUCCCAUGUAUCUAACUAGUUUUCUAACACGUUACAAUCCUUCACGCUCUAUGUGAUCACAAAACUCAGGACUUCUGGUAGUUCCCAUAAUAUCUAAGUCUACUAAAAGCGGUAGAGCUUCUUCUUAUUUAGCUCCCAAAUUUUGGAAUAAUCUUCCUGAGUGUUCGGGGCUCAGACACACUUUCCCAGUAUAAAUGUAGCUUAAAAACUCAUCUCUUUAGUCAGGCAUACACAUAAUACUGUACAUCCCAUAAUAUUGUGCUCUAUUACAUCAGACUUGCACAUUUCAUGGACAGCAGAUAUGUUAAACCCUCUCCACUGCUUCUCUCUUUCUACCCAUCCCGAGGCACCCAGAAAUUGUACCAGCUCCGAUCGUCUUCCAUGCGAUGAAGAUUUUGGACCUCCACUGAGAUGAGGCCGACUCUGCGAGUCCUGAAGCAUCUAGAGAUCUACCAGCUCCAGUGGGACUCUGCUAUACUAAAGAGGAGAUGUGAACUCCAUGUGAUCUUUUGCAUCAUUACAACAUUUGAUUGACUGUAUAUUUAUAAUCACAAAAAUGAGGAUGGGUUCCCCUUUGAGUCUGGUACCUCUCGAGGUUUCUUCCUUUAUCAUCUAAGCGAGUUUUUCCUUGCCACUGCUGCCUGAGUCACCUCAGACUUGCUCAUUGAUAAAUACAUACACAUUGUGAACUAAAUAGAGCUAAUAUUAAUCUUGAAUUUUGUAUUCUAUUAAUCGUUAUGUUUGUCAGAACUCAGCCUGGACUUUGGCCACGUGCACUUGUUUACGAUCCCUGUCACAUGUCUGCCCCGCCCUUGUUUACUCCUCCCCGUCUCUGCACACCUGUUCCUCAUGUGUUCAUUGUAUUUUCUAUUUAACUGUGCCAUAGGCAAUGUGGAAUCAAGGCUUCUGUUGUUGUCUUAUGUCUGUGUUCCUGUUUCAUGUUUUUAUUUCAUUAAAACCUGUUUAUUUUUAUACUAUCCUGCAUUUGUGUCUGUUUUUACCCCCGCGUUACUUGCAGAAGGAUUCCGAAACAUCAAGACUCAGCAGGAUAGCGUCAGCCUGGACCGGCUUUCUGUGGGAGUAAUUUUUUUUUUCUUAGGACUGUUUUUUUUGCUUUGGAUUUUUGUUUUGUGUGUAAUAUGGGUCCGCAUUUUUUCCGGUUAGGGACGCCGCUCCUCUUCCGGUAUUCGGCGGGAGACGUCGCCUCACUUCCUGGUUGCGGUUCAUGUCACCAGGCCGAGAUUUUUUUUUGUUUUUCUCGGUGUCCUGCGACAUCGCCCCGCACCUGUCCAGUGGGGGACGUCGCUCCACUUCCUGGUUUUCCCAUGGAAGUGGGGUGGGGGGGUUGGGGGUUGCAGGCCCGCAUGUUUUGCCCUAGGGGGAUUUUGUUUAUUUAUUUAUUUAUUUAUUUGCCCCAUGGUGGAGGAUUUUCCCCCCUCCCUUUUUCUGGUUUUCUAGACUCAUGUAGGGGGUUGCUUGACCCUUCAGCUCAGCUGUGGACGUUGCUUGGCCCUUCAGCUCGGCGGUGGACGUCGCGUCGCCCUUCAGCUCAGCUGUGGAUGUCGCGUCGCCGCCGUGUAUGGUCCCCCCAUCUUGUCGGGAUUGUGGUCCCCUCGGAUAUUGCUAUGGAUACUGGAUUGGCGCGUCGGGAGCCGCACCUUGAGGAGGGGUACUGUCAGGACUCAGCCUGCACUUUGGCCACGUGCGCUUGUUUAUGUUCCCUGUCAUAUGUCUGCCAGCCCCCCAAACCCCUCCGUUUACUCCUCCCCAUCUCUGCACACCUGUUCCUCAUGUGUUCAUUGUCUUUUCUGUUUAACUGUGACGUGUCUUCUGUUCCUUGUCUGUUCCUUUUCUGUUCUCUGUUCCUUGGAAUCCUUGUCUUCUGUUGUCGUCUUAUGUCAUCUCGUGUCCGAUCUGGUAUUGCCUGUGUCCCUGUUUCAUGUUUUUAUUUCAUUAAAACCGGUUUAUUUUUAUGCUA
Tachysurus vachellii is the source of this 6706-nucleotide messenger RNA. Its product is annotated as butyrophilin subfamily 2 member A2-like. Gene Ontology annotation, molecular function: protein binding. The annotation marks the transcript as partial. Lineage: Eukaryota; Metazoa; Chordata; Actinopteri; Siluriformes; Bagridae. The transcript has 7 exons. The record is from RefSeq and is a predicted model, not a curated record.